Epinephelus lanceolatus (giant grouper) is the source of this 1525-nucleotide messenger RNA. NCBI's taxonomy places the organism in Eukaryota, Metazoa, Chordata, Actinopteri, Perciformes, Serranidae. The record is from RefSeq and is a predicted model, not a curated record.
AGCGGGGGGACGUUAAUAACUGACGGUUCCUUCAGGCGGCGGAAGUUUGUGUUGUGUUGUGGAAGUCGGAUGUGCUUCAAACUAAAAACCUGCCCCGUACAGGUGUUAUAUUUUAAACUCAGCGGUUAAAUGCGGAGUGUAACGUUAUUUAUCAGUGCGCAGUAAAUUAGAGGUAAAAUGUCGAACCUUAAAGAGUCCAUGGAGAAACUGACCCGGGUCUAUGAGCGCUACACCGAGUAUGUGAAGAGAAAUCCAGCCGCCACAGCUCAGCUGGAGAGCACCGUGAGGACCCUGUCUUACCUGAUCGCAGGGCGAUUUGCAGAUUCCCAUGAAAUAUCUGAACUAGUGUACUCUGCCUCCAACCUCCUGGUGCUGUUUAACGACAGCAUUCUGCGCAAAGGGCUGAGAUGUGCCUUCCCUGUGUCUCUGUCUCAGCAGAGACUCCUCACCUGGCUCUCCGUGUUGGAGUACAUGGAAGUCUUCCUGGAGAUGGGAGCCUGUAAGCUGUGGGGAGACGUCGGCCGCUGGCUGGUGAUCGGACUCAUUCAGAUUUUUAAGUCAGUUUUUCGCCUUGUGCUUCUUCUGUGGUACAAAUCUGGCAUCCAGACUUCGCCUCCCAUAAUCCCCCUCGACAGAGGAGCAGAAUUUGCCAGUGAAGAUGAUGGGAACAGGGAGCAGUCAGGUGACACCUGCUUCGUGGGUCAGAGGUCAGGACGUGUCAUCAGACCACUAGGCAGCGCUCCCUCCCUGCAGGCGCGGCUGUGGGGAGCACCGAGUCAGACGAAGAGGAGGAGCAGCUUAAAUGAAGAGAAGCUCCACAACAAACCGACUCAGCUGGGGCUCCAGGAGACGCUCGCCGAGUCUGUGUACAUCGGACGGCCUCUUGUACACCGUAUCCUUCCCUCAGUGUCACCCCAGUCCACAGUUACAUCAUUGAACACUGAACUAAAGGACACACACACACACACACACACACACACACACAGAACACACCUCUGCUGACAGCUGCACAGUCCUUUAAAUGAGGCUUUAUAAUGAGACUCUGCAGAACUUUAAUUUAUAACCUUUGCAAGAAGUUUUUGUGGUCCUUGUUUUAUUUAGAGGUGCUGCAGAAACAAAGUUAAUUGUUGUUAUUAAUAAAAUGAGUGUGGAGAGUUACAGUGACGUCUGCUGCAGCACCACAGUGUGAACUGAGGGACACCACCUGUCAACCCGUCCUGCAUUAUGAGUUUUGACCACUAGAUGGCGAAGUAGGCGAGGCAGCUUAUUUGCGUUGCACAUUUCACACAGCGGGGGACACUCAGAGGGAUCUACAGAGCAGUGACAUAUGAAACAUAAUAAAGGAUUCAGAUUUACAAUGAGAGAGCAAAGAGAUAAGAUAUAGAAGGUAAAACUGAUUAUUAAAUUAUUUACAAUCAUUUGAAAUGAUUCAAAAUGGAGUUUAAGAGCUAAGGUUGAAGUCAGUACAGGGUGGACGAGGAUUUGAUGUGGCUGUGGGAAUUUAAAUCUGAGUUCAGGAAGGUGU